AUGCGCAAAUCGUCGUCAUCAUCGAGAACAACUCUAAUCGCAACCGCUGCUGCUGCUACUUCUUUUUCUUCUAUGUUUAGCAGUGGGGCGGCUGCUUCUGAACCAGCUCGAGCGGCGCUCUUUGUCACGUCUGGAUGCGUGCUCGUGCAGGUGAUGCGGACAGUUUUCAAUCACAAAACGUUGAGCGACGUUUCAGUUUCCUGCCAAAACACGGAGAAAAACGCAUCCGUGCUGAAAAUGUUACACACGUUACGAGUUGGGUACGAUGCGAUUACGGUAUUGAGAAACCCGCACAUGUCGACAAUAUUGGCGACUUUUUUUAGAAAAGAUGUAGAGGUGGAAUAUCAGAGAGAGCUGUUGCCGAUGGCGUGCGGCGGCGUCGUCGCUUUGGAUUGGCCGUUGUCCGUGGACGACGAGACGCAUAAGUAUCGCGAACGCACGCCAGAGAUGUUGGAAAAGACGAGGAAUUUAGAUAAAGAUUUCGAGCCGCAUAGAAAAUCGAUACCAAGUCAAACGCCGAAGAUUGAUGGGGUGUUGGAGGAACAUUACAAGACGUUACCGGAGGACGCGCCGACGUUGGUGUUGAUGUCCGGCAUAGCCGGCGGAUCGCACGAUAAGUAUUUGAAACACAUGCUGAGAAGGGCGGUGAUGAAAGGGUAUCGAGUAGUUGCAUUCAACGCGAGAGGGACGAGCGAGUCGCCAUUGAUGACGCCGCAGUUUUAUAGCGCGAGUUUCACCGGAGAUACGAGGGCGGUGAUGAAGGAGAUGAAGAGGCGGUUUCCAAACGCGCCUUUAUUCGCCGUCGGUUGGUCGUUAGGAGCGAAUAUUCUGACGAACACGUUAGGUGAAGACGGAGAAGAUGCGUUGGUCGAUGCUGCGUGUAGCAUGUGUAACCCGUUCGAUUUGAACAGGUGCGACGAAAAUUUACAGAAAGGAUUUUGGGGCAAGUUGUAUUCGAAAUCGAUGGCGAAUAACAUGCGCAAGUUGUUCGAACCGCAUAAACAUUUGUUCCAAGGCUUGAGAGAAUACGAACCGGCGUUGGUCAGGAAAGCGAGAACGGUUCGAGAUUUUGACGAGGCAAUUACGCGAGUGACUUUUGGAUUUUCUUCCGUGGACGCGUAUUACGAAGCGAGCGGAUCGAAGAGAAAGAUUGUCGACGUGAGAGUCCCGUUGUUAUGCGUCCAAGCGAAGGACGAUCCAAUCGCUUCAAUUGAAGCGAUACCUAGAGAGGCAAUUGCGAGCAACGAGCACGUUAUUUUAUUAGAAACGGAGAGUGGUGGGCAUUUGGGAUGGACAGCGGGAGCUGAAGCGCCUUGGGGUGCUCCUUGGCCAGAUCAAGUAGCCAUGGAGUUCUUUGAAGUCCACGCGCUCGAAUGGAAGACGAAGAGAGGGGCGAAUACAACGAGAGCCACAAUAUCUAAAGCUCCGGCCGAAGUCACAGCUUAG
Molecule: messenger RNA, 1446 nt
Organism: Bathycoccus prasinos
Lineage: Eukaryota; Viridiplantae; Chlorophyta; Mamiellophyceae; Mamiellales; Bathycoccaceae
Exons: 1
Coding region: 1-1446 (481 amino acids)
Molecular function (GO): monoacylglycerol lipase activity; short-chain carboxylesterase activity
Source: RefSeq, a predicted model, not a curated record